AUGUACACGCGUGAUGUCAGUGACCGUAUUAGCGGCAUCUCCGCAGCGGACCUUGCGCAACGUUUGGUCGAGGUUUCGUCGAGGAGCAAUGCACAGGAUAGUGCCUUUACGAAGAACUUUUUCCAGCGGCCCCUACCGCCAUGUGUGAGUGCGCUGCUGUGGGAUGCGAGGUUCGCCGGGGCAGGCCCGCCGCGGACGGCACUGUUGCGCGGUGAUGUGGUGGACAUUACGUCGUCUGUGUCGGAUGGGUCGCUCUCAUGCGUCGCUCUUUCAGACGAUGUGCGACUCCGCUUUGCCCGCUCGCGGCGCAGGCGCCUGACAGGGAUCCUCUCCUCAACAGCGGCGUCCUUGCCGCUCCGAAUGAACCGCGUCGACGUGACACACUUCUACUGGAUGGACGAGUGCGCAUCGGGAGUGUCGUACGCCGACGAGCCGGUGCUGUCGAGGGUGCUGCAAAAACGUAUUGUGCAAUGGGCUGUAGGCACCUUCGCACGGAAUCCAAUGCUGCGCAAUAUAUCCCUGCAAGCCCUUGAAGCCGUUUUUCCCGCGUUGCUCGCUUUUUCACCGCGCGAACGCGAGGAGCUUCUUAAGCAAGCCGCCGAGUUCCUCGGCCAAGGGACACUUAUUUGGUACGGCGGGGCGAUAAUCAAGCAGUUCCAGGAAAGCGCCGCCUCCCUCUCUCUUUCCCUACUUACGUCCAGCGAGGAACGCUGCUCCGCGGCGCUUCUGUUUGCGCUGGCAACGGCGCAGGAAGUUAUGGGCGCUCGACGUGCUGACGCGGCCCAGGCACUUCGCUUUCUCCUCGAGGUGUACGGGGUGAGCAGCGUGGCGUUGUCGCAAGCGCUGACGACCGCAACGCUGCUCGUGUCCCGUGCAACAGUGCCGCUCUGCACCCGCCGCUGCUUGGGAGCAGCGUCACGUCCGCACAAUCUACUCCAGCCUUACCUUUUUCCACUAUCCUGCGCAGAUGUGGAGACGCUGCCGUGGAUUCUACAUAGCACGCACACCUCCUCCCUCGAGCAACACGAAGAGCUCGUACGCUGUGCGCGGGAAGCCGCAGCUGCGGUGCUCGCCACGGCAGCGCCGUUCACUGCCACCGCUGCUCAGAGGCGCCAUGCCCACGAGGACGACGUCAACGCAUUCUUCUCCACCAAUCACACGCUCCAAAUACGCCGCGACACACUUGUUUCCCAUUGCGGUAGCGACGUGCCCUCUUCGUUACCCGAACUCACGGCGGCCGACAGCGGCGCCGUAGCGCGUUCACGCCUGCUAGAGGCGGCGCCCAAGUGGUGGGAGCGGGAGGCGAACGGGCACAACAGCAACGUGGUACGUGACGAGACAGAGCUGAAGAUCAAUGUAAAGGCCGCCGCUGCGGCGUUACGCGAGCCCCACGGCGGUGACCAUGCGCUGCUCGCCGUCAUCCACCGCACGCGCAAACGUCAGCGCAACCGCGAGCAGCUCACGGCGCAGACGGUGGAAGCGGCGCUGGAGGGUGCAUCGAUUCGGUUGAAGCGUCGCGCCUUCUUACAGCUCGUGGACAUUUUGGCGCUCAACUCGCACGGCGAGGACCGCGACGAGAAGGCGCGCCAGUACCUCGAGCAGCACCACGUAGCCGACGCGCAGAUCCACGACUUCACCACGCUUUUGUCGUCCACCCGCAAGACGUGA
Leishmania mexicana MHOM/GT/2001/U1103 is the source of this 1668-nucleotide messenger RNA. RefSeq lists its product as hypothetical. The transcript has a single exon. Lineage: Eukaryota; Euglenozoa; Kinetoplastea; Trypanosomatida; Trypanosomatidae. The record is from RefSeq and is a predicted model, not a curated record. Bases 1 to 1668 code for a protein of 555 amino acids.